This is a messenger RNA of Rattus norvegicus (Norway rat), 1456 nucleotides long. RefSeq names its product NAD(P)H quinone dehydrogenase 1 (gene Nqo1). The transcript has 6 exons. The record is from RefSeq and is marked validated. The coding region runs from base 90 to 914 and encodes 274 amino acids. Lineage: Eukaryota; Metazoa; Chordata; Mammalia; Rodentia; Muridae. Gene Ontology annotation, cellular component: cytosol. Gene Ontology annotation, biological process: response to oxidative stress; vitamin K metabolic process. Gene Ontology annotation, molecular function: NADH dehydrogenase (quinone) (non-electrogenic) activity; NADPH dehydrogenase (quinone) activity; NAD(P)H dehydrogenase (quinone) activity.
CUUUCCGAAGCAUUUCAGGGUCGUCCUGGCAACCAGCUGCUCAGCCAAUCAGCGCUUGACACUACGAUCCGCCCCCAACUUCUGGAGCCAUGGCGGUGAGAAGAGCCCUGAUUGUAUUGGCCCACGCAGAGAGGACAUCAUUCAACUAUGCCAUGAAGGAGGCUGCUGUGGAGGCUCUGAAGAAGAAAGGAUGGGAGGUGGUCGAAUCUGACCUCUAUGCUAUGAACUUUAACCCCCUCAUUUCCAGAAACGACAUCACAGGGGAGCCGAAGGACUCGGAGAACUUUCAGUACCCUGUUGAGUCAUCUCUGGCGUAUAAGGAAGGCCGCCUGAGCCCGGAUAUUGUAGCUGAACAGAAAAAGCUGGAAGCUGCAGACCUGGUGAUAUUUCAGUUCCCAUUGUAUUGGUUUGGGGUGCCCGCCAUUCUGAAAGGCUGGUUUGAGAGAGUGCUUGUAGCAGGAUUCGCCUACACGUAUGCCACCAUGUAUGACAAGGGUCCUUUCCAGAAUAAGAAGACCUUGCUUUCCAUCACCACCGGGGGCAGCGGCUCCAUGUACUCUCUGCAGGGUGUCCACGGGGACAUGAACGUCAUUCUCUGGCCAAUUCAGAGUGGCAUUCUGCGCUUCUGUGGCUUCCAGGUCUUAGAACCUCAACUGGUGUACAGCAUUGGCCACACCCCACCCGAUGCCCGCGUGCAGGUCCUGGAAGGGUGGAAGAAGCGUCUGGAGACUGUCUGGGAGGAGUCACCACUCUACUUUGCUCCAAGCAGCUUGUUUGACCUAAACUUCCAGGCAGGAUUCUUACUGAAAAAAGAGGUUCAAGAGGAGCAGAAAAAGAACAAGUUUGGCCUUUCUGUGGGCCAUCAUUUGGGCAAGUCCAUUCCAGCCGACAACCAGAUCAAAGCUAGAAAAUAAGGUUUUCCAUACCAUGUAGUUAGACCCAGGUUUCUUUUUCCCCAGUUUGCCUGGCUUGCUUUCAGUUUUCGCCUUUGUUCCACAAGGAUAGGAAAAGGAGGAGGCUCGCCUCAUGCGUUUUUGGAUAGUUCUGCCACGGCUGUGACAGCAAAAUGAACGAGGUCAGAUUAGGGGCCUCAGGUGGCCUGGGAUAUGAAUCAGGGAGAGGUGUAGCCGCGAGCGGGGAAAAUACUCUUCUAGGUCUUUUGUACACUAUAAGCUUUUUUCUUCGGGCUAGCCCUGGCUAAAUGGCAUCCAAUCCUCCACCCACUUGUUGCUAUUAGUUACCUCUCUGUGGUUUAGGGCAGGAGGGAAUUGCUCAAACAAUGGCUGAGGGACUAACUUGUUUAGCAGUUAGCUAAAGCCUGUUUAUGAUCCAUCCUGGUUUCAAUUACUGUGCAGUGACUGACAAGCCUCGGGGGAUUGCUCUCCAGCUCUUCUCUGCCUUGUACAUAGCACACCCAGGUCCUGGGAAAUGAAUACAAAAACAGGUCUCCGCCUCA